Messenger RNA from Peromyscus leucopus (white-footed mouse), 1029 nucleotides. RefSeq names its product ATP-dependent RNA helicase TDRD9-like. Lineage: Eukaryota; Metazoa; Chordata; Mammalia; Rodentia; Cricetidae. The record is from RefSeq and is a predicted model, not a curated record.
AUGAAAGUCAUUCACAAAGUCCUCUGCCUCCUGGAUACAGCAGAGGAUGUACAAGCACCUACUUUCAUAGAAAGCAAGAUGCCCUUCUGUAUGAGGGAUCUUCGAGAUCUUAGCCAAGGUCCUUCCUACAUUCUAAAUCCUAUCCUCACAUCCACAGUUGGCCAGCAAAGCUCUGAAGUCCUCAACGGCUUCUUUGCUAAGUCGGUGGAAACCAUGCUGGAUGCUUCUAUGUCCUCUCCUAUGAAGGAUGACGAGAAGCAUCUCAUUCGGAUUCUGUUGAAGAGCUUUGCUUCCAAUCAGCUGGGCGCUCCAAACUGCAAGGUUCUUCUCCAUGGGCCUUUUAACCCCUAUGAACUGAAGUGCCAUAGUCUGACCAGAAUGUCCAAAUUCAGAUGUGUGUGGAUUGAGAAAGAGAGCAUCAACUCUGUCGUCAUCAGUGACAGCCCUGCCGACCUGCACCAGAGGAUGCUGGUUGCAGCGUCAUUCUCAGUUCAUGAGACUGGGUCUACCAUGCUCCUGAGAGAGACCUCCCUGAUGCCUUACAUCCCAGGCCUCCCAGCUCUCCUCAGCGUGCUGUUUGCACCAGUGAUGGAGUUAAGAGUUGACCGUGAUGGAAAAUGCUAUACUGGCGUCCUUUGUGGUUUGGGAUGGAAUUCAACUACGGAGGCCCCUAUACUGCCAGAGCACGACAUUGAGCUGGCCUUUGAGUGCUUCGACGUGGAGGACAUUGUUGAGAUUAAUAUUCUCAGGGCUGCUAUCAACAAGCUAGUAUGUGAUGGGCCAAAUAGAUCCAAGUAUCUUGGGCCUGAAAGAAUUGCGCAGUUACAGGAGAACGCACAUCAGAAACUUCUAGCCUUGCUCUGUUGGUUGAAGCCUCGAGAGAAGAUUAUUCCGAAAUGGCAUGAAAAACCCUAUGAGUGGAACCAGGUGGAUCCAAAGCUGGUCAUGGAGCAGGCUGACUGGGAAGGCAGGUGUGGGAAGAACACUUUCCUGUACCAGCUUCACAGGCCUCUCGUGCUCAGCCCCUGA